Molecule: messenger RNA, 4849 nt
Organism: Amaranthus tricolor (Joseph's coat)
Lineage: Eukaryota; Viridiplantae; Streptophyta; Magnoliopsida; Caryophyllales; Amaranthaceae
Exons: 18
Coding region: 225-3875 (1216 amino acids)
Source: RefSeq, a predicted model, not a curated record
CCAUCCCCCUAAGCGGCUGCCAGCUAAUACUCCCCGAAUUUUGAGAUUUUCUACAUCUCCUUCUUUUCUCCCUCAGAUGCCUUUUUUCCCCCUUCUUCAACCAACUGUUCUUCCUCAAAUGCAGAAACUCACGACUUAAACUGACUGAUUUUGGCAUUCUUCGAUUCAAACUUUGAAGAUCUUUGCACCGAAUUCUCCAUUGAAGAAGCUUCAUUUACAGAAUUAUGUCGAAUACUUACAACAGUCCAUCUCGAAGCCCUGGAAGAGGGAGCACAUCUACUUCUACUACGACGCCGACAACGGCUAGAUUUCAUGUUGCUGGUGUUUCUCGUUUGAGAUCUUCGUUUGUUAAGAAACCACCCGAACCUCUUCGACGUGCUGUUGCUGAUUCCCUUUCUUCCUCUUCUUCUUCGUCGUCUUUUUCCUCUAUUUCUGCUCUUUCUUCUCAUCAUCUUUCUAGUAAUCCUUCUGUUCAUGCUUCUGAAGCCUCUCGUACUCUUCGGGAUUAUUUAUCAUCUCCAUCAACGACCGACCUUGCUUAUUCUGUCAUUUUAGAACAUACACUUGCAGAGCGAGAUCGCAGCCCUGCAGUUGUAGCUAGAUGUGUGGCACUCCUAAAACGUCAUCUCUUAAGAUAUAAGCCUAGUGAAGAAACAUUGCUACAGAUUGAUAGGUUUUGUGUAAAUAUAAUUGCCGAAUGUGAUAUUGGCUUGAGCCGGAAAUUUUUGCCAUGGUCACACUCAUUGAGCCAGCAAUCUAGUUCUGCAAAGCCUUCUGUCAAUGGUGCACCUUUGCCUGUUUCUAGCUUUGCUUCCGCCUCCCUUAUUAAGUCACUAAAUUAUGUUCGUUCCUUGGUGGCUCAACAUAUUCCAAGACGGUCGUUUCAACCAGCAGCUUUUGCUGGAGCCCCUUCAGCUCCAAGGCAGAUCCUUCCCUCAUUGUCAUCUUUAUUGAGUAGAUCUUUCAAUUCUCAAUUAAGUCCUGCAAAUAAUGGAGAGUCAUCAGGAAGGAUAGACACUACCUUAUCAGUGCCUAGCCAAAGAAGGACUGAAAUUUCUGAUGAAAUGGACGAUCAAGAAUAUCUUACGGCGGAUGUUCUACAAUGGCGUUGGAGAAAUGAUCAAGAUUCUACUACUGCUUUAAUUGAUGGAGAUCACAAUUUGAAUAUGCAAGACUUGUUGAGAUCUAAUUUGCUUGACGUGGGUGCUGCUGCUCUACUUGUUUCUGAUUUGGAUGCCAAGAAGGGCCAACCAUGGAGGCACUUUGGUACUGCUGACAUGCCAUAUCUUGAUCAACUUUUGCAACCCUCCUCCAUGUCAUCAAUCACCAAUAGUGCUUCUGCUCAUCAUCACUUAAGGAUCAUAACAGCUUCUAAAAGGACUAAAUCUGGGUCUCAACAGAUAUGGCAAGAUUGUUCAGUGAGCACAUUUCGGCCGCGUGCACGACCAUUGUUUCAGUAUCGUCAUUACAGUGAACAGCAGCCUCUGAAAUUGAAUCCUACUGAGGUGGGUGAGGUCAUAUCAGCCGUUUGCUCAGAGACGUCCAUGCCAAGCACAAAUCUGAUGACAAUGUCAACUGGACUGAGUAGCCAUCGCACAAAGCCAUCCAUUGAUGUGGCUGUCAGUGUCCUUAUCAAACUUGUUAUUGACAUGUAUAUUUUGGAUUCUGACUCUGCUGCUCCUCUAACUCUUAAUAUGCUUGAGGAUAUGGUUUGUUCACCCAGAUUGUCUUCUAGGACUCGUGCCUUUGACUUAAUAUUAAAUCUUGCUGUUCAUGCUCACUUAUUGGAGCCUGUUGUGGCCGAUGAUGUUUCAACCAUUGAUGAAGAGUUUUCUCAAGAAUUAUCUUUGGACAGUGAAGCACAGGUGGGGAAUCCUAGCAAGAAAACAGAUUCUCACAAGAAUGUAGGAGACUCCUCAGCAAUUGAAAAUUUUGAAACCUGGAUCUUGAAUAUUCUCUAUGAGAUUCUUUUGCUUCUUGUUCAGACAGAAGAGAAACAAGAAUUUGUCUGGGCUUCUGCUCUAAGUUGUUUGCUUUAUUUUGUCUGCGAUGGAGGCCGAAUUCGAAGGACUCGACUGAAAGGCCUUGACAUAAGGGUUGUGAAGGCUUUGAUAGAAGUCAGUAGAAUGAGUUCAUGGGCUGAAGUUGUUCAUUCAAAACUCAUUUCAAUUUUAGCAAGGAUGUUCUAUGAUCUUCCUGAUGAACAGGGCACAUCUAGUCCAUGUACACCUAAGUUUCUGGUAGAACAAGUUGAUAUGAUUGGUGGGAUUGAUUUUAUCUUCAUGGAGUUUUCUCAAGCUCGAACAAGGGAGGAGAAGAGAAAUCUUUAUUCUUUGCUUUUUGACUAUGUUUUGCAUAAAAUUAAUGUGGCAAAUAUUGCUUCUGGAGUGUUUGAGUAUGUAAAUAUUGAAAUUCAAACCCUUGCAACGCUGCUGUCUCUUGCCAAUGCUCCUGAAGCCUUCCAUAUUUCGGUGAAGCUUGGGGUGGAUAGAAUUGGUGAACUCUUGGGAAGAUCAGUGUCUUCUGCAUUGUCCAGAUAUUCAGACAGUGAACAAUUGAGCACUAUCCUUGAGAAGAUUACGAGUGAGUUUGAUGCAAUUAUAAGUUCAUUUACUCACUUACAGAAAGAAUUCUCCAGUAUGAGACAGUUGACCAAAUCAUGCAAACUUCUGAAGAACAUUGAGGACGGGGUAAUAGGGAGGAAUAUCGCCAAGAAAGCUAAAUUAUCAUGGGCCACCUUACAUUCUCUUCUUCACUCUGAUAGGACAGCAUGCCGUCAAAAUGGAUACAUUUGGUUGGGUGAUCUGCUUAUUUCUGAAAUCAGUGAGAGAGAUGGACAUUUGUUGUCGAACAUUAGCAGCUUGCGGCAGCAAAUCACCUUAGUUGAUCUGAAAGAUUCUUCUACUCUUUCAGAUAUUCCAUUAUCUAUAUGGCUUAUGUGUGGCUUGCUGAAGUCAAAAGACAGCACAAUCAGAGCAGGUUUUUUGUUUGUUUUGGAAGUUCUUCUCAUGCGAUGCAAGUGUCUAUUGGAUGAGAAUGGGCUUGAGGAUUCAGCCAAAAGUGGUAGAGAUGGUCACCAGGAUAGCUGUCUGGAAAAGGCAAAUUCAGUAAUAGGUAUUAUGAGUGCAUGCUUAUUUUUGGUAGCUCAGAUAAAUGAGACAGAUCACUUCAACAUUCUGAAGAUGUGUGACAUUCUAUUCUCUCAGCUUUGCCUUAAAGUCCCUCCAGCAUCUGCAGAUGCGGGCAAUCUUGGUAGAGAUUCUAGUAUCAUGGAUAUGAACAAUAAGGCCAAUCUUGGUGAAUGUUCUCCUAUGCAUGAGACUAUUCAACGAAGAGCACUUGAGGAUGUUGAUAACAUCUAUAGUUCAUUAGUUAGUGAAACAUCGUCAAUGGCAGCUUUGCUCCUUCAAGGAAGUGUUGUAGUUCCAUUGCAGUUGGUUGCACAUGUUCCAGCUGUUCUAUUUUACUGGCCACUGAUUCAACUUGCUGGUGCAGCCACAGAUAACAUUGCACUGGGAGUUUCUGUUGGCAGCAAGGGAAGAGGAAACCUUCCAGGUGCAACAUCAGAUAUCCGUGCUGCCCUUCUUUUACUUUUAAUUGCAAAAUGCACUGCAGAUUCUGCUGCUUUCCAAGAAGUUGACGGGGAAGAUUUUUUCAGACAACUGUUGGAUGAUACAGAUUCGAGGGUGGCUUAUUACUCUUCUGCAUUUCUUUUGAAGAGAAUGAUGACGGCUGAUUUCGAAAAUUACCAACGCAGACUUCAGCAACUUGUUUUCAGGGCUCAGCAGAGCAACAAUGAAAAACUCCUGGAGAACCCAUAUCUUCAGAUGCGUGGGAUACUGCAGUUGUCAAAUGAUUUUGGAAAUGGUUUGUAGCAAAUCUAGAUAUUUUGAGAUCUCAGCAAAUGCUCCUGGUUGAAGCAGAGAGUGUUAAUUGUUUGAGUUGUGGGGUUCCGCUGGCAGUGUCCACAAUUGUUUUAUUCUUUAGGAGCCAUAUUUUUUCUUGAUUUUAACAUUAGUUUAGGAUAUGAUAGGCCAUUUGGCUCCCACAGGUGAGUUAUUGACGGUCACAUGGCCUUUAUACAUGCUUCAGCAAUUAAUGAAACAACAUUUGAACAUUGGGUAAAAGGUUUAGGAUGAUGGCGAUGACUAUUGCUUGCAAUUGCUAGCUCAAUUGCUAUGAAUAUCAUCUGAGUAGUUCACAUCAGUAUACGUUCAUUGCUCUGGGACUCUGGAUUGCUUCAUCCACUGGAGACUUCAUCCACACAGAUGGAUUUUGAUGCCCCGAGUGUACCUUGUGUCCAUACCGUACAUAUGAACAAAUAUGAUCUUGGAUGUUGGAAGAACUUUCCACCUUUGUUUAUUCUUUUCAAGCGGCGAUUUUUAUAAGCCUGAUGAAGCCUUCCUGAUUUGACAAUACUAAUAAAAGCUUACCGGGAUUUUGUGGAAACUUUGUAACAAUGAUGACUUGUAGCAUAAUGAUCAGUCAUUAAGCUUAAAGAUGAUGCAAAGGUGCACAUCUCCACUUUUAAGGGGUUGCUGCUGCCAGAAAGGGGCGUCCUUCGGAUAUGCCCGAUGCCUAUUUUCUUUGAUACCCUUGGAAGUAUUUAUUCAUCUGCUUCUGUAAAUCUCUAUUUUUGGGUUUAUAACAAUUUUUCUUUAAAUGUAGUUUCUGUAAUAGUUCACUUAGAUAUAGUAUUUUUGCUCCUGAUCUGUAUAAUAUCCAAAUUUUGACAUCAUUUGGAAGUCUUUUUGCCAGUAUGCUGUAAAUUUAUUUAUUUAUUUAUUUUGCAUUCAAUUGUUCAGUAAAAUGUAUCAAGGAAUGUUUGGAGUCAGGUUUUGGAAACAAG